GAGUCUCGUUUUGGGUUCGGACUCAGAUUCGCGUUGGCUUCGCGUUCGGUUUGUUAUUUUUUGGCAUUUUGUUCGAUUUUUCGUGCCGCCAUCUAAUAAAAAAGCUGUACACAGCGUACGUACAUGUGCGGAGAGCGCUCCCGUCGAGAACUUGCGAGGCAGCCAUCAAAAAUAACUAAAAAUGUAGUCGGCCAGCGACACAUCCCGAAAUAAAACGCAAAAGUGCACCGAAAACAAUCGCCAGGCGGCAAAGUGUUGAGUAAACAACGCAUAAUUUACCUGAGUGCUGCACAACGCUGCGUAUACGCAACAUCGCCCCAGCAGGAAGGGGAGGAGGCAGCAGUGGGAGGAGUGGCAGGGCGCAAGCAGCGGUCUGAUGUGAUGAAGAAGCGCCAAAUGAGAAGUGGACUGGCCCUUCAGAAGCAAUUUCGCGAUCGUCUGCAGUUUGCUUUUUGCAACAUUGCAACUGCAACUGCAACUGCAUCUGCAUCUGCGUAUCUGUGUGUAUCUGCCAGGCCGCUGCACUGGUAGAAGUACAUAUCUGUGCGAAUUUCGGCUCGUUUCGGGGGUGUCUGUGUGAGCACGUGCAUCUGUGUGCGCCGCGAACUGCGCCUGUGUUCGCGGCCCGUUGCAAUUGCAAUUUUUCGCCCCCACUUCCUCCAGCUCCCUCGCUCCGUGCCUCGCCAAGUCGUGCCAUUGCCUGCCGCAAUCAGCAUUUUGAGUUGAACCAAAGGAAUAUCGCAUCAAUUACACCUUGAAAACCCAUUUUAAACAAACAGAGGCAAAAGAUAAAAUAUCAUUUCAAAUAAAAAAGCUAGAGUAACAACUUUCGGUAAACGGAAGGUCCAACUACAAAAACAAGUUUAUAAACCAAAAUAAAUAAAUGAGACACUUAAGAAGAAAGGAAUUUAAAAUUUGAUCAACAUGAAGAGAAACAAAUAACCGGCAGAAACCACAGCGGCGAUAAGCCCAGCACAGCUAAGAAAGCCAAGAAAACCCGCAAAAAUGUGCGUCAGAAGUCAAUAAAGAGGAGACUUCGAAAUAAACGACAGCGACGUGAGAGCCACAGGCAAAGUCAACUGUAUCUCCAAGAAAAUAACAGCCCCUAACUAAAGCAACCAACUAAGCCGAGGAUCAGCAGCAAUGGCCAUCAAUUUUUCGGCCUCCUUUGCGGCCUGCAUAGCAGCCGGACUGAAGGUGCCGCGCCAGAUUAUGUACUGCAUCACGCAGGACACCGGCCAGCCGUACGUGCUCUACAAGGACUCGCAGGACGCGGACCGCAACCCCGGCGCCCUAGGCGCCAGUCCCGCCCAGUGGGGCAGCGACAUGUACCCCAACAUCCAGCAGCAGGCGCAGCAGCACCUGACCGCCCAGCAGCAGCAACAGCAGCAGCAGAACGCGGCGCAGGCGGCCGCCCAGGCGGCAGCUGUGGCGGCGGCGGCGGGACAGCCGCAGAGCCCUCCGGGCGGAGGGCAGGAAGCGCGGGACAACGGCAGCGGCGACGGCCGCCAGCAGCAGGUGUCGCCCUCCUCGAGUCCGUAUCCCUCGGUCCAGCAGCAACAGCAGCAGCAGCAGCAGCAGCGGGCAAACGGGGCAGGCGACGAGGACCCCAUGAACCAGCUCGCCAACCAGCAGAACUCCGCGCCCAACCAAAACCAAAGCAGCGCCGACCCCCAGCACACGGGCUCCAAUGCGGGCGAGCCGGGCAACCCGCACGUCCAGCAGAACGGCGGACCCCAGACCGAUCCCGGCAACGGUUUCCAGACCCCUGACUACUACGCCCCACGGCACGCGGCGCCCCAGGGCGGAAUGCUGGCGCCGCCCGGCUUCCCGCCGCUCCACUAUCUGAACAAGGGCGUACUGCCAAUGGAGCAGUCCGGCGGCGGCGGGGGCGGGGGCGGUGAGGCUUACGCGCUGCCCGAGCUGCUGCCCGCCCAACAGAACGGCCAGCAGAACGCCGGGACGGCGAACGCCAAUGCCAAUGAAGGCGGUGCGGGCGCCAACGGGGGCGGAGUGGGCGGUGCGGGAGCGGGAGCGGGCGUGGGUUCGGUGGGCGUGACGAGCGGCGGGAGGACGGGCAAUGGCCCGGGACGCCCGCACAAGAACAAGCCGCACAGCGACCUGCGGCUGUUCAAGUGCCUCACCUGCGGCAAGGACUUCAAGCAGAAGAGCACGCUGCUGCAGCACGACCGCAUCCACACGGACGCGCGCCCCUUUCCGUGCUCCGAGUGCGGCAAGCGGUUCCGCCAGCAGUCGCACCUCACGCAGCACCUGCGCAUCCACGCCAACGAAAAGCCCUUCACCUGCCCGUACUGCUCGCGCAGCUUCCGGCAACGCGCCAUUCUCAACCAGCACAUACGCAUCCAUUCGGGUGAGAAGCCCUUCGCCUGCCCCGAGUGCGGCAAGCACUUUCGCCAGAAAGCCAUCCUCAAUCAGCAUGUGCGCACCCACCAAGACGUCUCGCCCCACCUCAUCUUUAAGAACGGGCCGCACCCGACCCUGUGGCCCUCGGACGUGCCCUUCCCCGGCGAGGAGAACGACACCAAGGGCGACAUCGCCGGCACGGGCGGCGGCUACCACGACGAGGACUCGCAGGGAACGCCGGACGGCAGCGGCGGCAUGCACUACCCGUCGUACUUCAAGGACGGCAAAGAUCCUCACACAGGCCAAAAGAUACUGCCCGAGGUGCUGCAGCACAUCGGCGUGCGGCCGGCCAACAUGCCGCUCUACGUGCGGUGCCCCAUCUGCGACAAGGAGUUCAAGCAGAAGACGACGUUGCUGCAGCACGGCUGCAUCCACAUCGAGUCGCGGCCGUAUCCCUGCCCGGAGUGCGGCAAGCGCUUCCGCCAACAGUCGCACCUCACGCAGCACCUGCGCAUCCACACCAACGAGAAGCCCUUCGGAUGCAUGUACUGUCCGCGCUUUUUCCGCCAGCGGACCAUUCUCAACCAGCACUUGCGCAUCCACACCGGCGAGAAGCCCUACAAAUGCGGUCAGUGCGGCAAGGACUUCCGCCAGAAGGCCAUCUUGGACCAGCACACGCGCACCCACCAGGUAGGAGAUCGCCCGUUCUGCUGUCCGAUGCCCAAUUGCCGUCGGCGCUUUGCCACGGAAAACGAGGUGACGAAGCAUAUCGACAACCACAUGAAUCCCAACACCACCAAGGUGCGCCGCCAGCAACAGCAGCAACACCAACAGCAGCAGCAGCAACAGCAACAACAACAGCAGCAGCAGCAGCAGCAACAGAGCAACAACGCCGUCGCCCAGGUGGCCUCGGUGGCCAAUCACCUGAUGAACGACGCUAAGAGCCUGGCGGCCCAGCAGUUCCUCAACAACAACAAUCCCUCGACGGUGGACAACAAGGCCAACAUCCUCCCGGUGCGCAGCAUAGCGUCCAACGCGGCGGCCGCCGCAGUCGUGCAGCAGUCGGUGGUGAAGAACGAGCUCUACUUCCCACAGUGCUACGGACCGCCCUUCCAGCACCCCUUCCAGACGCAGCAGCAGCAGGCCCAGCAGCCCAGCGUGGCGCACGCCAACGGAGGACCCACGCCGCCCGUAACCGUGACGGUGGCCAACUCGGUGGCCUCCGGCGUGGUGGUGCAGCAGAACGCUUCCGCCUCCGUGGUGGCCCAGUGACAUCCCACCACUGGAGCACCCGGGGCCCAACAACCGCAGCAGCAGCAGCCUCCGGCGACGCAGCAGCAACACCACGCGCCGCCGCCUCCGCCGCCCACGUCCUCUGCCCAUCACAUCGCAGCAGCGGCGGCCGCUGUCACCGCGGCCACGCCCUCUUCCGCCCACGCCUCACCUGUGGCGGCGCCGCAGACUGUGACGCUCUCGAUUACGCUGCCGCCGCCUCCGGCUUCCCACGCGGUUCAUCCGGGUCACCCGGGGCAUCCGGGACAUCCGGGGGUGGCCAACGGAGCUGGGCCCCCGCCGCCACCAACCCUGUCACACGCGAUUCCCAUUCACCCCCACAUACACUCGAUAUUCGGAUCUCUAUGAUGUCAUCAGUAGGAGAGACAGGAGCAGAAGGCGAGAAUGCAAACUUGAGGAACACACACUAUUCACGAUAUUUCAUAGGUUCGCUUAGUUCCCUAGUAUUAGACGCAAACAAAUUCUCCUAGUUUUUAAAACUAAUCUUAAAGCCACAAAACACAGUUUUGGUGAUGGAAAACGAACGAACCGAGAGCAGCUGAACAGCGAGAAGCAGGCACGUAAACAGGACGAGUACUAGUCUUUUUGAAAAGGACUCUAAACUCCUUUAAUACGAACCAUAAACAUGAAAUGCAAUGGUCAAUGUUUCAGAGAAGCAACUGCAGAAAGAAGGAGAAGCGAGAGCCAAACACAACGUUAUACGAUUCCUUUUUAAUAAUUUUGUUUAAGCACCCCAACAACUUUAAAGACUAAAAAUACAUCAAAUAUUUAUAUACACACAAACACACGAACACUCAAGAUCGUGCUAAGUUCGUCAUCCUUGAUUUUGACACAAUCGACCGAAGAUAUACGAUAUACGGCGUAAUGUUAGGAUAGCUCCGAUAUAGUGAGUAUGGACAUGUGACGUGAUAGAUAGGGCAGCUAGAACCUUUUUGGGGCGAAGGACGAGGGGCGCGUAAGGAUGUGGAAAAGAGUAGUGGAAGCGAAACGCAGAAGUUGGCGCUGAGCAAUUUGAUUUUUAAGCAGCAUCUAAGUUUUAGUUCUGUUCGUCAGAUAUGUUGAUACAUUGGAGUUUUUCUUUAAUGAUAUGGUUGAUCUGAUUACGCUGGGUAAUGUCUUGGCUAAGCCAAGAGGAUUGGCCGGGGCCACCAAACUCUUAUUAGAAUUUCUUUUUCAUUUCAAUUGAUAUGUGAUUUUAAAAGUGUAUAAAACAAUACUGAAAUGCAAUUUAUUGAUACGAAAAAUGAAUAAUAAGUUAUAAAACCAUAGGUACUUUGAACUAGGAUUCAUUUGUUGUCUUCCCCUACUAAUUAUGUGUAACUUAUGUUGAGUUUUUAUUUAGUUAUUAGGCAUACGUUUAACCCAAUUAUGUCCACACAAUUGCACACCCACAUAAGGCAUGCAAACAAAUGAGCAGGAACAUCAAGGUUACGUAGCAGGCAAUAAAAUGUGACUCUUCAGGUGCCAUACAAAUGAACAAUAGUCAAAAGAUAAUAGUUGAAAAAGAACCAACCUUCCAACCCAUACUCAAUCUGAUCCACCAUUUUAAGAACCACCCGACUUUUCACCAACCACUUUCUUACCCUGCCAACUGUGUGGAUAUAAUCGACCAAUUUAGUUUUUUAUCAAAUUUUCCAAUGUACCGUCAAAGCAUUUAUGAUUGUUAUUAAUCGUUUAGUAUAUGUUUCCUUCAUAUUUAUAUAUAAAGUACACUUAUUUUAUGUAUAGGUAUGUAAAGAAAAAUCGCGAAAGAGCAUAAAUUAACUUUAGUUUAGUCGGUUCACCUUAAAAAGUAUCUACUCAUUAUUUCAUAAAUUUAGUAAUUAGUCAAUUAAGUUUCUAUUGGAAUCAAAGCAAGUGCUCCGAAUACGAUUUGUUUUCACUGUUUUAAACUUAAAGAUUAUCAAUUAUGUUUGCAUAUAUUAUUUAAUUAUUUCAAUAAAAAAAUUAUAUGAUUUAUCUGA
Messenger RNA from Drosophila subpulchrella, 5621 nucleotides. RefSeq names its product myeloid zinc finger 1 (gene jim). The transcript is spliced from 6 exons. Gene Ontology annotation, cellular component: nucleus. Bases 1144 to 3636 code for a protein of 830 amino acids. Gene Ontology annotation, biological process: regulation of transcription by RNA polymerase II. Gene Ontology annotation, molecular function: DNA-binding transcription factor activity, RNA polymerase II-specific; sequence-specific DNA binding. The record is from RefSeq and is a predicted model, not a curated record. NCBI's taxonomy places the organism in Eukaryota, Metazoa, Arthropoda, Insecta, Diptera, Drosophilidae.